AUGAGAGUACAUCCUCUCUCCCUGAAACCAAACAUUGGAGGAAUUCAUUCUAAUUUUUCAGAACAGCAACAACACAUUCCUAGUUCCUCAAUGAAGAAACUCCGGAGACUUCCUCACGUAUUUAACUACUUUCUGGAAUUGCCGUUCUGUUCUGAUGCAGAUGUGGUGGUGGAAGAGAAGGAAGGAUUCUUCUGUUUCAUGGCAAAAAUCGAACUAGAAGGAGCUGGGGAUGGACAAGUGAGGGCACAGGCAGUAGAGAUUCAUCCUGGGGUAACGAAGAUCGUUGUGAGGAAGGGAAAUGGAGACAGUGAUGAGGAUGAACAAUUGAAUGUGGAUACAUGGAGGUACAGGUUGCCUGCUUCGACUAUGCCGGAGCUGGCCACAACGGUAUUUGUGGAUGGAGAGCUUAUUGUGACGGUGCCCAAGGAUGACCAUGGCCGUGGAGAGUUUGAUAAUGGAUCU
Messenger RNA from Solanum stenotomum, 462 nucleotides. RefSeq lists its product as uncharacterized. The transcript has a single exon. Lineage: Eukaryota; Viridiplantae; Streptophyta; Magnoliopsida; Solanales; Solanaceae. The record is from RefSeq and is a predicted model, not a curated record. The annotation marks the transcript as partial.